AACAGUCCUGUUGGACAGCGCGCCCAUUGUGUUUGCACCCGUAGCAGCCCUGCCUUGCUGCUCUGGUUGCACUGCCUUGGAGUGACAGAGCUACCGCCUGUCACAAGCGUGAGUACAAGACAGAAGGAAAAAGUGCUUAUGUAAUUCUUGUUAGAAAACAUUACAUCUACCUUAAUCUAAAGUGAAUACUCUUAAACCCUAUUCUAAAAUCUAAACUAAGUGCUAGCCCGAACAGUGCCUAAAACUACUGUGCAAACAUCCCAUAGAGUGUCCGUAACCUACAUUCGCCCUAUCUUAAAACGACACCGGUAAGAUAACAUAGAACAAGUAAGAAACACCGAAACCAUAAAACCGCAUUCUUACAGCUACUAGAAACAAUUCAUAUUCCAAAUUCCAUACACCCGCCGGACCUACACAAGGGAAAAUAAACGUAAGUGGUAUUAAUCGAAACUUAAACGAACCGAGCUAAAAUAUGUACAAUUAUACUACUUAUGCUAAGAUUAUGCUACUAACUGAUUUGCAAACACUAUUUAUAAUCGUAAAUUUAUAAUUGUACCCCGUUUCUUAGGAAUUUGUUAAUCUCCCAAAUAAAGAGCCGUGAAUUACAGAUUGCUCUGGAGGUUAACUAUACGGAAGAAUCCCCCUUUCAGUCUGUGUGACCGUUUGUCGAAACGAACUUCGACAAUUUAACAAAUUCGUUUACGCGAACAAUGUCGGGUCGUAAAAGUGGAAAAGAUGGAAAAAGUGGUUCUAAAGGUGCGCGAUCGAAGGAAAAGCAAUCGGAGGCGAUCGAUAUUAGUGGUGGUGAUAAUGUCGUGGUGGUGGUCACGGAAGAAGAACAGGAUCCAAAGGACGUUUUUCGGAAGGAUCGCGAUAUAGAACAAAACUGUACGUUCUGCCAGGAGAGAGAUAGUGACGAAAUGGUUCAGUGCGACAAGUGUGACAGGUGGAUCCAUUUUGCGUGCGUUGGUGUUACGGAAGAAAUUGCGGAUAAGAGCUGGAGUUGUCCCAAAUGUGUGACUACAACCGGGUUCCAGCAACCAUCGUCUUCAGCCGUAAACCGUGGUCGGGCAGGAUCGUCGGGUCACCCAGGUCAACUCGGAGCUGGCAAGAGCGUACGGUGCAAUACGUUAUCGGAACCAGCAGGCAGGACGUUUCCAACAGGAGCCGCAAACUGCGAUAAAACAGUCAAGUCGGUAUCAUCAUCGUCCUCCCGCAGAUCCAUUCUCCAACUGCAGCUUCAACGGCUCGAGGAAGAACGUGAAUACGAAAAGAUUCAGGCAGAGAAGCACCGAGCCUACAUGGACAGAAAAUACGAACUUCUGGAGCAGAUGCAAAGCCAAACCGGAUCCGAGUGUAGCAGAUCACAAGACCGAGUUAGACAGUGGGUUCGAGAUACGAACAAUGCUCCAGCCGAAAACGCGCUAGAUCCCAGGGCUACCGAAUUCUUCGAUCCACAGAGGCAUUCAACUCAGAACUACUCCGGACAAGCUCAAGUGGGAUCCAUUCCGCCGACGAAUCAAUUUCGACACAGCCAGGACAGAAACGAGGGGCCAUACGUGCGCUGCGGUCCCCGCCGUGAACAACCUUUCCGACCGAUGUCGACAAGCAGGAGCCUUGUAGAAGCCUUCGAACAACUCAGUCAUCAGCAAAGAAGAACAGACCUCCAUUCAGGACGCCUGGAGGAAGACUUCGAGCCGUGUUCAUUUUCCCGGCAGCAACUGGCAGCUCGACAAGGAAUCUCCAAAGAUUUGCCCAAGUUCUCUGGGAAGUUCGAGGAGUGGCCGGUCUUUAUGUCAAUGUUCAACAGCACGACGAACAUGUGCGGUUUUACAAAUGAAGAAAAUCUGAUCCGGCUCCAGAAGUCCUUGGAAGGAAAGGCGUACGAAACGGCGCAGAGUUUACUGAUGCACCCAUCGAAUGUCCCGGCGAUCAUGCGAACUUUGAAAAUGAGAUUUGGUCAACCUGAAGCCGUUGUUCACUCUCUUAUUCAAAAGGUGAAUGCUCUACCGCCAAUUCAGGAGGAUCGACUAGAGACGUUAGUGGAAUUCGCAGUAAGCGUGCAGAAUUUCUGUGCCACGGUAGACGCGUACGAGCUCGAGGACUACAUGUAUAAUGUCUCCCUUCUACAUCAGCUCGUAAACAAGCUUCCGGCGACGCUAAAGUUAGAUUGGGCCAGACAUCGACAGAACCUUCAGCGGGUCAACUUGGCGACCUUUGGGAACUGGGCGUAUUCAUUGGCCGAAGCCGCCAGCACCGUCGUGAUCCCAAUCGAUUCAAAUGAGUCAAGACAAUCACGUAAUGACGGACGUGGGAAUAAGAAGUCCAACGCGUACGUUAACGCUCAUUCGGAUACGAACUUGGAAACCUGCGGUCGUUUUAUAUCCGUAGAAUCCGAUGCAGAUCCUAGACAAGGCAGCUAUGCAUCAGUCUCAAAACCGUUGACUUACGUAACCGAUGGCUGCGUGGUGUGCAAAGGAGGAUGCAAAAGUACCUCCACGUGCAAGCAGUUUCUGGAGCUAUCUCGCGAAUCCAGAUGGGCUAUUGUAAGGGAAUUCAAACUCUGUCGAAGUUGUCUGCGACGACACAAAGGAGGAUGCGACGCUAAAUCAUGUGGGCGUAAUGGAUGCACUUACAAGCACCACGAACUGCUCCAUAAUGAUCAGAAUGCCAAGCUAUCUUCAAAUCAGGUCACGCAGAUUCCGCCUACGUCACAAGUUGAAGCUCCUAGACAACAAGAAGCUGUACCGGUACCAACACACGAUUGUAACACCCACCAAACAAAAUCUAGUGCAGUGCUAUUCCGCUACUUACCCGUAAUACUCAAUGGACCUCAAGGCUCAAUCCACACAUAUGCGUUCCUGGACGAAGGCUCUCACCUUAGCUUGAUAGAUCAAGAACUAGCAGACCAACUCAAUCUAAAAGGCGCUAAUACACCACUAUUCCUUCGUUGGACAGGAGGAACACAGCGUUGCGAAAAAGAUUCGAAAUCUGUUACCCUUCAUAUUUCUGGAACCGACAAGAUGGCUAAGAAUUUUCAACUAUCUGGAGUGAGAACAGUGGAAGAGCUCAUGCUGCCGGAGCAAACACUGAACGUGGAGCAGCUAAAAUAUCAGUAUCCUCAUCUUAAAGGACUUCCCAUCGAUUCCUACUACGACGCUCGACCCAGAAUUCUCAUCGGUAUGAAACACGUACAGGUUAGCCUUGUGUUGAAGAGCAGAGAAGGAAGCUUCGGCGACCCGGUAGCAGUGAAAACGCGGCUGGGCUGGGCAGUAUGUGGUGGAGGAAACGCGGAAGGAAACGAAUCAGGCAAUCUGGUCCACUAUACCUUUCACGUGUGUUCAUGUGAGCGAAUUAGAGACGACGAGCUACACCAGGCUGUAAAACAACAUUUCGCUCUUGAUAGUCUCGGCAUCAUGAAACCAGGAAAGCUUCUGCUCUCCGCUGAAGACCAGCGGGCUCAAGCUCUUAUGAAGCAACUUACUACCUACGAUGGGGAGCGAUAUACGGCUGGAUUGUUGUGGCGCCACGAUAACAUUCGUCUGCCAGACAACUAUGCUAUGGCAUUGCGAAGACACCAAUGCUUACAGAAGCGCUUGGCCAAGGACCCGGAACUAGCUGGCACGUUACACAGGAUCAUAACCGAAUACGUUUCUAAGGGAUAUAUCCGGCAGCUCUCGGAAAACGAACUAAGCCGGCGGUUUCCCAGAGUAUGGUACCUUCCGAUAUUUCCGGUUGUAAACCCCAACAAGCCGGGAAAGGUGAGGAUAAUUUGGGACUGCGCAGCAUGCUCCUUUGGCAUUUCACUGAACUCUGCCCUGCUGAAGGGCCCCGAUCAGCUAUGUUCAUUGUUGACGAUCUUGCUACAGUUUCGAGAAAAAAGAGUGGGCCUUACCGGGGACAUAAGAGAAAUGUUCCACCAGGUGCGUAUUCACGACGAGGAUCAACAGUGCCAACGUUUCCUGUGGCGGAAUGAGAAGGGAGAGACUUUGAUCUACGUAAUGCAGGUCAUGACCUUUGGGGCUUGCUGCUCGCCUAGCUGCGCACAGUAUGUGAAGAACAGCAAUGCAGAACGUUACGCAGCGAAGUUUCCGAAAGCAGUAGAAGUUAUCCAAAAAAAGCACUACGUAGACGACAUGCUCACCAGCCUGGAAUCCGAAGAAGAAGCCGUGCGAAUAGCGAAAGAGGUGAAAUUCAUCCAUCAAAAAGGCGGGUUCGAAAUUCGAAAUUGGAUUAGCAAUUCGCCAACCGUGCUUAGGGCCUUAAACGAGAAAGGGAUGGACGAGAAAGACUUGGAUUUGUCGCCAGAAAUAGGCACCGAAAAAGUCCUGGGUAUGUGGUGGUGUACUGCAACAGACACGUUCACGUACAAGGUUGGAUGGAAGCGCUACGACAGUGCUCUUCUAAAGGGCCAGAGACACCCUACAAAGCGAGAGGUUCUGCGAGUGUUGAUGUCUAUAUUCGACCCUCUCGGCCUAAUAACCCACUUCCUAAUGUUCCUGAAGAUGUUGUUACAGGAGGUGUGGCGUUCUGGCGUGCAAUGGGACGAGGAGAUUACCGAAGAUGCAUUUGCAAAGUGGCAGCAGUGGCUGGAAGUUUUGCCGCAGGUAGAACAAGUUCAAGUUCCCAGGUGCUAUACACUACUAUCGCACAACUCCGAAGGGGAAGCAGAACUCCAUACCUUUGCCGAUGCCAGCGAAUGCGGCAUGUCCGCUGUAGCAUUUCUAAGGUUCGUCAGAAACGGCAGCAUUGAGUGCAGAAUCGUAGCUGCAAAGACAAGAGUUGCACCAUUGAAGUUCGUAUCCAUCCCUCGCUUGGAGCUACAGGCUGCAGUCGUAGGCUCUAGGCUAGCGUGUACGAUCGAGGACUCCCUGUCAAUAGCGAUAUGCAGAAAAUAUUAUUGGACUGACUCUCGCGAUGCGCUUUGCUGGUUAAACUCCGACCAUCGUCGCUACACACAGUACGUUGCGUUCCGUGUCAGCGAAAUACUAGAGACUACCGAAGCAAAUGAGUGGCGCUGGGUGCCAUCUAAGAUGAACGUUGCGGACGACGGGACGAAAUGGAGUUCUAAACCGGACCUCACGCCUGACAGCAGAUGGUUUAAAGGCCCGGAAUUCCUGUGGCAAAGCGAGACGUACUGGCCAAAGCAGCCUAUGAAAAACAGUUCUACAGCAGAAGAACUCCGCCCUAGCUUAAUUGCGAGUCACAUCCCCUGCGAACCCGCUAUAAACCCAAGCAAGUUCUCUAGCUGGAAGCGUAUGCUUAACGUUACUGCUCUCGUCCUCAGAUUUCCUGCAAACUGUAGCCGAAAACUGGGUAGAACACCGACUACCACUGGAUCGCCGACAGCGGUGGAACUAAAUUCUGCAGAAGCAUAUCUGUUACGAUCAGCUCAACGCGAUAGCUAUCCAGAAGAAAUGGCGCAUUUGGAAAAGUCACGACAGAAUUCCAAUAUUUCGAAAACGGUAUCGAAGCAGAGCAGUCUGUUCCAGUUAACCCCGUGGCUAGAUGGCCGUGGACUCAUGCGAAUGCGAACGAGAAUUGCAGCCUGCCACUACGCAACAGAAGACGCCAAGAACCCGAUAAUCCUACCUCGUGACCACCCCACCACUAACUUGAUUAUCUCGCACUACCAUCGACAAUUCCACCAUCAGAAUCAUGAAGCAGUAGUAAAUGAACUCCGACAGAGAUUCAAAAUUCCACGUAUCCGUGCUGCUUACGCCAAGAUGAAAAAGAACUGCCAAAGAUGCAAAAAUGACCAUGUCAGUCCACGUCCACCAAUAAUGGCUGACCUUCCACCGGCGCGGCUUGCGGCGUACUCUCCACCCUUCACACAUACAGGUAUUGACUUUUUUGGGCCAUACGAAGUGGCAGUAGGAAGGCGUGUCGAAAAACGAUGGGGAAUGCUAGCAACCUGUCUAACGAUUCGAGCUAUCCACAUUGAAGUUGUACACUCGCUAACCACCGACUCGUGUAUAAUGGCGAUACGCAAUUUCAUCUCACGUCGUGGUACGCCCAGCGUUAUCUACAGCGAUAGAGGAACCAACUUUAUCGGAGCGUCUCGUCGGAUGAAGGAGGCAGCGGCUGCAGUGAACGUGGACGAAGUCGUGAAGGAGUUCAUCACUGUAGACACAACUUGGUCCUUUAACCCACCCCUCGCACCACACAUGGGAGGUAGUUGGGAGAGACUAAUAGGCAGCGUAAAACGGAACCUUCAAACAAUCAAUCCUCCUCGAAAUCCAACCGAUGAAGUGCUACGAAAUCUCAUGAUCGAAAUAGAGAACAUCAUUAACUCCAGACCACUAACUCACGUCCCAGUUGAUGACGACUGUGCUCCUGCGUUAACACCGAACCAUUUUCUCCUUGGUUCCUCAAACGGGAUAAAGCCAUUUUGCACUCUUGACGAUACCAGUGCUGCUCUCCGCCAAAACAUACUAGCUUCGCAGAUACUGGCGAACAGGUUCUGGAAGCGCUGGCUUAGUGAUUACCUGCCGGAAAUCACCAAGCGAUCCAAGUGGUUCAACCAAACCGAUCCAGUAACCGUAGGUGACCUGGUUGUGAUAGCCGAUCCAAAGCUACCCCGUAACUGCUGGCCAAAGGGAAAAGUCAUCGAGGUUCACCCAGGCAGAGAUAGGGAGGUUCGCUCGGCCACUGUACGAACAUCUGCAGGAGUAUAUGUUCGGGCGGUCACCAAACUGGCUGUUCUGGACGUAAGGCGCGAAGGAAGUAAGCCAGCAGAAAGACUGGCAUACUCGGGGGGAGUGUGAACAGUCCUGUUGGACAGCGCGCCCAUUGUGUUUGCACCCGUAGCAGCCCUGCCUUGCUGCUCUGGUUGCACUGCCUUGGAGUGACAGAGCUACCGCCUGUCACAAGCGUGAGUACAAGACAGAAGGAAAAAGUGCUUAUGUAAUUCUUGUUAGAAAACAUUACAUCUACCUUAAUCUAAAGUGAAUACUCUUAAACCCUAUUCUAAAAUCUAAACUAAGUGCUAGCCCGAACAGGUACAUGAAUUUGCCUUAUACAUACAUGCAUUAUACUAAUGAAUUUCUUAGUGCCUAAAACUACUGUGCAAACAUCCCAUAGAGUGUCCGUAACCUACAUUCGCCCUAUCUUAAAACGACACCGGUAAGAUAACAUAGAACAAGUAAGAAACACCGAAACCAUAAAACCGCAUUCUUACAGCUACUAGAAACAAUUCAUAUUCCAAAUUCCAUACACCCGCCGGACCUACACAAGGGAAAAUAAACGUAAGUGGUAUUAAUCGAAACUUAAACGAACCGAGCUAAAAUAUGUACAAUUAUACUACUUAUGCUAAGAUUAUGCUACUAACUGAUUUGCAAACACUAUUUAUAAUCGUAAACUUAUAAUUGUACCCCGUUUCUUAGGAAUUUGUUAAUCUCCCAAAUAAAGAGCCGUGAAUUACAGAUUGCUCUGGAGGUUAACUAUACGGAAGAAUCCCCCUUUCAGUCUGUGUGACCGUUUGUCGAAACGAACUU
Aedes albopictus (Asian tiger mosquito) is the source of this 7496-nucleotide messenger RNA. RefSeq lists its product as uncharacterized. The transcript is spliced from 2 exons. Gene Ontology annotation, molecular function: nucleic acid binding. Bases 711 to 6767 code for a protein of 2018 amino acids. NCBI's taxonomy places the organism in Eukaryota, Metazoa, Arthropoda, Insecta, Diptera, Culicidae. Gene Ontology annotation, biological process: DNA integration. The record is from RefSeq and is a predicted model, not a curated record.